Branchiostoma belcheri (Belcher's lancelet) is the source of this 2583-nucleotide messenger RNA. Its product is annotated as putative all-trans-retinol 13,14-reductase. NCBI's taxonomy places the organism in Eukaryota, Metazoa, Chordata, Leptocardii, Amphioxiformes, Branchiostomatidae. The record is from RefSeq and is a predicted model, not a curated record. Bases 69 to 1925 code for a protein of 618 amino acids. The transcript is spliced from 12 exons.
CGUAAUUUACGCAACUGGGGCGUCCUUUCUCUUUGCAAAGGUCGCGGACAGGUGUUCUCACGUAAGCCAUGGCGUUUAUCACAAACGUCGCCGCCUCCUUCAUGUCCAACCCGGGCCUGCUGGUCCUGGUGGUGGCGCUGAUCGCGAUAGUCUUCAUGGUAACGUCCAACAGAAAGCCUCGCGGGAAGAACCCGUUUGCCGCCGACUGCAGGAGGCCGCCCUCUCCGCUGGUCACCGACCAGGCGGCCAGGGACAGAGUCAUCAAAAAUGGUUUUGUCAUCAAGAAAGUUCCGGAGACGCUGGACGCCGUGGUUGUUGGCAGCGGUAUCGGAGGGCUCGGCGUGGCAGCCAUGAUGGCGAAGGCUGGCAAGCGCGUGCUGGUGCUGGAACAGCACGACCAGGCGGGAGGGUGCUGUCACACCUUCAUCGAGAAGGGCUUCGAGUUUGACGUUGGUGUGCACUACAUUGGAGAGAUGUGUGGGUCCACGAUAAACAAGGUUCUGUUUGACCAGCUGACAGAAGGACAGCUCCAGUGGGAGAAACUGGAUGAUGCCAUGGAUGUCGUUGCCCUUGGUGCUGAAAAUCCAAGGAAAUUUCCCAUUGUACAAGGAAAUGAAGCCUUUAAGAAGGCUCUUCUGGAGAAGUUUCCAGAGGAAGAGAAAGCCAUUGAUGGCUUCUUGCUGCUGCUGAAGAAAGUAAGAAAGAGCAUGUUGGGGUAUGUUGGGCUGAGGUCCCUCCCCCAGUGGCUUGCUAGGCUGCUGGUAAAGACAGGUCUGGUGAACUACAUGACCAACUACUUCAAGUAUGCCAGCAAGUCAGUCAAACAGACACUUGAUGAACUCACAGACAACCAGGACCUGAAGGCAGUUUUGUCUUACAGCUUUGGUGACUAUGGUACUCCUCCCAAAGAUGCCCCCUUCACCAUGCAUGCCACCUUGAUCAGCCACUACUACUAUAACGGAGGGUACUACCCCAUCGGUGGUGCCAGCGAGAUCGCCUUCCACAUGAUCCCUGUCAUCGAGAAGGCCGGCGGUGCCGUGCUGGUCAGGGCACCUGUCACUCAGAUUCUGAUUGACAGCAGUGGUGCUGCAUGUGGUGUGCGUGUACACAAGUCCAGUGGAGACAUAGACAUCCAUGCACCAAUAGUCAUCUCUGAUGCCGGCCUGUACAACACCUACCAGACUCUGCUGCCCAAGGAAGUUGCCGUGAAACAUGGUUUGGAUUGUGUGCUGAGCAAGGUUCGGCAUGGAGUUGGUGCAGUGAGUCUGUUUGUGGGACUCCGUGGUACUAAGGAGGAGCUGGGACUGAAGGCACAGAACUGCUGGGCUUUCACCCACAAUGACCUUGAUGCAGGCUUUGAGGAAUAUGCCAACAGGAGUGCAGAGGAUGCUGGGAAGGCUGAUGUUCCUCUCCUCUUCAUUUCCUUCCCAUCAUCCAAGGACCCCUCCCAUGAGCAGAGAUACCCAGGCAAGUCUACCUGCACGGUGAUCACGCUGUGCCCGUACGAGUGGUUUGAGAAGUGGGAGGACGAACGCGUGAUGAAGCGAGGACAGGAGUACAAGGACCUGAAGAUGUCGGUGGCCGCCAGGAUCUGGGACCAGACCUGCAGGCUUUACCCACAGAUAAAGGACAGGGUGGAGUAUUUUGAGAUGGGAACACCUAUCACCAACAAGUACUAUAUUGCGGCCCCCCGUGGGGAGAUCUACGGGAUUGACCACAACAUGGCUCGCUUCUCGGCAGACACGGUCACCCAGCUGCACCCAGAGACACCUGUACCCAACCUGUACCUGACAGGCCAGGACAUCUUCUGCUGUGGUCUGGCCGGCGCCCUGUUUGGCAGUAUCCUGUCCGCUAACUCUGUCCUGAACCGCAACGUCAUGUUUGACCUCAUGAACCUCAGGAAGAAGAUAGCCAAAACCAAGUAAUCCCAUCAUGCUCUGCACUAGGGGCCAAAACCAAGUAAUCCCAUCAUGCUCUGCACUAGGGUUCAGGUCAGGUUACAACUUUGGGGUCAGGUGCAGUGUUUUCUGACAGCAUAGGGGUCAGGUACACUAGGACAACUUUUUGUGACAAGCUGUGUCUUAAGUGCCAAAGACAUGACCACAAGAAAUUUUUUUAAUUCGCUAAAUGAGAGUCAAAUUUACACUGUUACAGCCUUAUUCCAUCCAUAUGCAAUGUCAGUGACAUUUUUUAUUGGCAGAAGUGAUACAAAAUGACAUGUUUUCCUUCUAUGGAGGUAAACAUGAAAAAAGUCAAUUGUCCCAUUGCAGAUAAAUAAUCAUACAAUGGUAGUUUUCAUUUGCAUUUGCUGUGCUUUUAUUUGAGUUUGGAAUAUAUAUAGCAAUGAACUACAUGUACUAGUAUAUAAUGGUGAGAAAAAUCUAUGAAAUCAACAAUGAAUUAUGCUGUUGCCUAAAGAAAGCUUGGUGAGAUUGACUUGAAACAGUAUGUAAUACAUGACACAAAUACAUGUACAAUGUAUUUGGGUUAUUCACAAUUAUAGGUAUCUUGAGAUUUCCUACUUUAAAACAAGUACCAUGUAUCUCUAGUUCCUAUGAUCAUUAAAGCUUGGUGAUUUUAAAA